AUGAUCAUGCCAUCCUUGGGCCUCAAACGUGCCCGGAUAAAUAGUUCUGAAACACCGCUUUCUGCCCAGCUUUUGCAGGAAGGAGGCCUCCAAACAAUUCAUCUGUCUCUUGGUUUCCCCCCAGAAUUAGAACCCCCCGGGAAUAGCUCUAACAGCUCCAGCUGCGACAUCAACGAUGACCUCUUAGUAGUGACCCUGCCAGUGAUGUAUUCCAUCAUCUCCAUCAUGGGCUUCUUCUUCAACCUGCUGGCCCUCUGGGUGUUCCAUUGUGGCACGCAGAAGACAAACUCCAUCACCGUCUACAUGAAGAACCUCGCCCUGUCGGACCUCCUCCUCGCUCUCUGCCUGCCCUUCCGGGCCGCAUAUCAGAACCAGAGUGGCCCUGCCAUGCUCUGCAAGGUGGUUGGCAGCAUCUUCUACCUUACCAUGUAUGUCAGCAUCGGGCUGCUCAGCCUGAUCAGCCUAGAUCGCUACCUGAAGAUCACCCGGCCCCUCCACCAGUUCCGGAUCCACACGGUGACCCACAGCACCGCCGCUUCUGGACUGGUGUGGUUAGUCUGCAGCGCCAUGAUGCUUCCUUUCUUUUUCAGUGCCAGCGAGAAAGGGCACUGUGCCAACAGGUGCUUCCACUUCAAGUACAGAAGUGUGCUGGGGGCAGUGCUCAACCUGACUGCAGUGGCCACUUUCUUUGUCCUGCUGGGUUUUUUCCUCUACUCCUAUGGCAAGAUCUCUCUCAAGCUCCGCCAGGUGGCCUUAAGGAAAUCACGGCAGCAGAGCAGGAAAACCAGUGCCCGAGCCAUAUCCAAGACCUUUGUGGUCCUUGCCAUCUUCAUCAUAUGCUUCACCCCCUACCAUGUGGUCCGAGUGCCCUAUAUCCUUGCCCAGAUCAAGAUCAUCUCUGAUCUGGGGAGUGUCCAAGCCCUCCACCUUGCCAAUGAACUUGUCCUCUGCGUCACGGCCCUCAACUGCUGCUUCGACCCGGUGAUGUUCUUUUUCCUCUCCAGCAGUUUCAAGAGAGCUAUGCUGGCGGCCCUGCAUGGGAAACUGAAAGCAGUGUUCCAGAAGGACGAGGGCGUCUUAAACCCUAGGAGAUCCAUUACAGACUCUCGGGCCCAGAGAUCUGAGUUACAGGUUGUGGAGGGACCUCUGGAGAGACAGUGA
Molecule: messenger RNA, 1161 nt
Organism: Gekko japonicus
Lineage: Eukaryota; Metazoa; Chordata; Lepidosauria; Squamata; Gekkonidae
Product: probable G-protein coupled receptor 34
Exons: 1
Coding region: 1-1161 (386 amino acids)
Biological process (GO): G protein-coupled receptor signaling pathway
Cellular component (GO): membrane
Molecular function (GO): G protein-coupled receptor activity; oxysterol binding
Source: RefSeq, a predicted model, not a curated record